UGUUUAACCUGAGAACUCGACCGUUGAGGAACAGUGGCACUCUCCGUUAUUUUCUACAACUCCAGGGCACAUUUUAAAAAUCCCCUCCCAAUUCGACCGUUACAAAACCCCCCAUUCAAGAACCAAAAUUCGACCGUUAACACCAUUCCAUUCCUCUUCUUUACUCUCUCUCUCUCUCUCUCUCUCUCUCUCUUUUCUAUAACACCUCUUCUCCUCCCCCAUUUUCUCCUUACCAUCUCUAUCUCUCUCUCUCUCUCUCUCUCUCUCUCUAGACCAAGAUGAUGAGCGAGGCAUCGAUGGAAUCGAAGCCGCCACCGCACCCGCUGCGGCAAAUUGCGGAGAGCGCGACCCACAAGCUACUUCUAAAGCAGUGGCUCAAGGAGGAGGAGCUCCUCCUCCGCCGCGUCGCCCUCAGAGAAACUCGCCUCGACGCCGCCCGUAGGGAGACCACCGGCCUCUUCUGCGCCUUCUUCGUGUUCCACUCCACCGCCCUCCUCCUCCUCUUCUCCUCCGCCUCCGACGCCCCAGCCCCCCGCACGUGCCACCGAUCGUGGAUCCCCUGCCUCCUCUCCCUCCUCUCCUCGCUGGGCCUCAUCUGGGCCGUGCGGUACAAGGGCGACACCGAGAAGGUGCUCGAGAGAAUGCUCGAGAGGGAAAAGGAGGACGCUUUGCUGCUGGGGAAGUGCGUGGGGGAGCUCCGGAAGAAGGGCGCCGAGUUCGACCUGCUGAAGGAGGUCGACGCGCUGCGGCGCGCGAAGAGCCUGCGGGUCGAGGCGAAGGCAGCGGCCGCAGUGAGGAGGUGGUCGGGGAGGGAUUUGGGGAUCAUGGCGCUCUUCGCGGCCGCGUGCGGGGCGGUGGCUCUCACAAGGUUCGUGCUUUGUAGCUAGGGUUUCUCUUUUGGGGUAUAAAGGAAGGAUCUUGAUUCCGAUGUGAAUUUCGGUUUUUUUGUUUUUUUUUUGUUCUUUGUGUUGUGGAGUUGUCCUGAUGGGAGAAUUGCAGAAUGUUCUGUUCUGCUAUUUUGUUUGGUGUUUUAGUUUACAUUUUUUUUGUUCUUUGUGGAUCAUUUUAAUGGAAAUCUUGUAAUAAGAUUGGUUAUAAAAU
Ananas comosus (pineapple) is the source of this 1101-nucleotide messenger RNA. RefSeq lists its product as uncharacterized. The transcript has a single exon. The record is from RefSeq and is a predicted model, not a curated record. The coding region runs from base 279 to 887 and encodes 202 amino acids. NCBI's taxonomy places the organism in Eukaryota, Viridiplantae, Streptophyta, Magnoliopsida, Poales, Bromeliaceae.